GGGACUAAUAGUAGAAUUUUAUCAAAGUAUUACAACCCGUCUUCACCGAAAGUAUCACUACCUAACCAAAAAGAACUCCCAAUUUCUCUCUCAAAUCCCAAUCUUUUCUUUCAGUUUAAAACAAAACCCAUUGAUUGAUUAAGAAAGAAGCGAUCUUUCUUCGGAAAUGGCGAACGUGGUUGAUGCGGCGGGUGAACCGAUCCCGACAUCGUCGGUUCUAAUGGCGGCCGCUAAGCACAUCGAAAUUAAUUGCAUGUCCGAAAACGUGGAGUUCCUUAAGUGUAAGAAGAAGGAUCCGAACCCUGAGAAAUGUCUCGAUAAGGGCCGCCAAGCUACUCGUUGUGCCCUUGGACUGCUAAAAGAGCUUUACCAGAGAUGCAAAGACCCGAUGGAAGGAUACGUAGGCUGCAUGUAUUACCAUACAAACGAGUUUGAUUUAUGUCGCAAACAGCAACAAGCAUUUGAGAAAGCUUGUCCUUUGGAGUGAGUGAUAUUUUGGCAAUGGCAACGAACAUUAUUUGAGAUUUCCAUGCUUGAGAAAUAAAAUUUUUAAAAUGAAAAGGACGGGUUUUGCAUUUGAGCAAAAAACUUGUUGCAGUACAAUUGUAUCCUGAUUUCCAUUGUGAUAAGCAGCAAUGUCUUUUUUUAAGCUAAAA
Messenger RNA from Gossypium arboreum, 656 nucleotides. RefSeq names its product NADH dehydrogenase [ubiquinone] 1 alpha subcomplex subunit 8-B. Lineage: Eukaryota; Viridiplantae; Streptophyta; Magnoliopsida; Malvales; Malvaceae. Bases 167 to 487 code for a protein of 106 amino acids. The record is from RefSeq and is a predicted model, not a curated record. Gene Ontology annotation, biological process: mitochondrial electron transport, NADH to ubiquinone. The transcript has 3 exons.